AUGAGCUCGCUACGACCUUUCCAUGCGCUGGACCUGUUCCGUUUCAACUUGACAAAUCUCGAUGUAUUAACUGAGAACUACGUCCCAAGCUUCUAUCUUCAAUAUCUUGCAAAAUGGCCAACACUGUGUUCGGUUAUGGAGAGUGCUGGUGGGAAGAUUAUGGGGUAUAUUCUUGGGAAAGCCGAAGGCGAAUAUACAGAAUGGCAUGGCCAUGUAACCGCUGUUACUGUUGCACCCGACUUCCGCCGUCUCGGCCUGGCCAAAACCAUGAUGGACGAGCUCGAACGUGUUACUACCACCGUUUAUAAUGGCUACUUUGUCGACCUAUACGUCCGCGUUUCCAAUAGACUGGCAAUAGAUAUGUACGAGGGGUUGGGGUAUAGUGUGUAUCGAUGCGUCCAAGAGUACUACUCAGCCGGCCCCGGAGAACUAGAAGAAGAUGCAUAUGACAUGCGGAAACCAAUGAAGCGUGAUAAAAAACGACAAAGUGUUCGGAAGAACGGGAGAGAGUUUAAGGUGCAACCGCAUGAGGUUUAUUAG
This is a messenger RNA of Morchella sextelata, 540 nucleotides long. RefSeq lists its product as uncharacterized. The coding region runs from base 1 to 540 and encodes 179 amino acids. NCBI's taxonomy places the organism in Eukaryota, Fungi, Ascomycota, Pezizomycetes, Pezizales, Morchellaceae. Gene Ontology annotation, biological process: N-terminal peptidyl-methionine acetylation. Gene Ontology annotation, molecular function: protein-N-terminal amino-acid acetyltransferase activity. Gene Ontology annotation, cellular component: NatB complex. The transcript has 3 exons. The record is from RefSeq and is a predicted model, not a curated record.